This is a messenger RNA of Hemicordylus capensis (graceful crag lizard), 5022 nucleotides long. RefSeq names its product coronin 7 (gene CORO7). The coding region runs from base 180 to 2969 and encodes 929 amino acids. Gene Ontology annotation, molecular function: protein binding. The record is from RefSeq and is a predicted model, not a curated record. Lineage: Eukaryota; Metazoa; Chordata; Lepidosauria; Squamata; Cordylidae. The transcript has 28 exons.
CGGGGCGGAGGGCGUUUCUGGGGAAGGGAAGGAGAGGCGCUGAGGAGCCCUGCCUCUCCCCACAGCCGCCGGUCCCGGGGACGGGGGCGUGGCCAGGACGGGGGGGCGGCGCCUUGCCGGCAGCGGCAGCCGAGGCGGAGCGGAGCCCGGACGGCAGCAGGAGCAGCGCGAGAUUGAGCAUGAACCGGUUCAAGGCGUCUAAGUUCCGGCACACCGAGGCCAAAGCGGCCCGCAAGGAGGCCUGGAUUGGAGACAUCCGCGGCAGCAGCUCAACAGCGCCAGGGGACCACAUCAAGGCCAGCCGGCAGAGGAUUGUGUUCAACACAGACUCGGCAGGUAUACUGGGCAUUGUGCCUCUGGAGAGAGAGAACGGCGGCAAGAGGACUGUGUCUCAGCUGUGUUGCCACUCGGAUGCAGUGACAGACUUUGACUUCUCCCCCUUUGAUGAGCAGCUUCUGGCCACAGGCUCCACUGAUGAACUUGUGAAGGUGUGGCGUCUCCUCGAUUCCAGCCAAGAUGUGUCAUCUUCCCCACACGUGACCCUGGGGCAAGAGGGGAGCCAGGUCACCGUCGUCCUUUUCCACCCCACGGCAGAUGGCAUCCUAGCCAGCGGGGCUCGGAGAAUGGUCAAAAUUUGGGAUGUGGAGCAGCGACAGCCCCGGGCAGAGCUAGAGUGUCAUGAUGACCAGAUCCAAAGUGUGGCUUGGAAACCAGAUGGUUCCCUUCUGGGCACUUCCUGCAAGGAUAAGAAGCUUAGGAUCUUUGAUCCUCGUGCCAAGGCCUCUGCCUGCCAGAGCGUUGUAGCACAUGAGAAUGGCAAGGACUCCCGGAUUCUCUGGGUGAAUGCCGAAGGCUACCUUCUCUCCGUGGGAUUCAACCAGGUGAGAGAGCGCGAAGUCCGCCUUUGGGACACACGGUCUUUCGGCAGCUCGUUGGCCUCCAUCACCCUGGAUUCAUCCCCCAGGGCCCUGAUCCCACUCUUUGACCCCAGCACUGGCCUCUUGGUCCUGGCAGGGAAGGGGGAGAAUGUCCUCUUCUGCUAUGAGGUGCUGCCUGGACAGCCUGCGCUGACGGAAGUCAACCAGUGCCUGACGGAGAGCAAGUCCCACGGGGCUGCCCAGGUGCCCAAGCUGGCCUUGGACGUCAUGGCCUGCGAAGUGCUGCGGGUCCUGCAGCUGACCGACGGCCACAUCGUGCCCAUCAGCUACACGGUGCCCCGGAAGUCCACACAGGAGUUCCACGAAGACUUGUUCCCCAGCUGUGCCGGGAAUGUCCCUGCCGCCUCUGCUCAGGCCUGGUGGGCCGGAGACAACAGCCAGGUCAAGCAGAUCAGCCUCCACCCUGCUGCCCACAGGCCCAGCCAGGUCUUCACCUCUAGCUGCCUCCCAGGCUUCCGGAAAGAGGAGAGCCACCCCCCAGGCUGCCCCCAGGCAGGGGCAGGAGAGCAAGCGGAGGACCAGGAGAUGAGUGGGGGCAGCGGCCUCUCCUCUCCCACCAGCUCCCUCACGUCCCCCUCCAGCGCUGCGCCAUCCCUCUCCAUCACCAGCGGCUUCGCUUCCAGCCCGAGCCAGAAGUCACUGCAAAGCAUUCUGGGCGCCAGCUCUGGCUUCCGGCACGUCCAGGGCACCGUCUUGCACCGGAACACCCACAUCACCAACCUCCGGGGACUCAACCUCACCACGCCGGGGGAGUGCGACGGCUUCUGCGCCAACCGGCAGCGCCUCGCCGUCCCACUGCUGUCUGCAGGAGGGCAGGUGGCCGUCUUGGAGUUGUCCAAGCCAGGCCGCCUGCCAGACACUGCCAUGCCCACCAUCCAGAACGGAGCCCCCAUCUCGGAUCUGUGCUGGGACCCCUUUGACCUGCAGCGCCUGGCCGUGGCUGGAGAAGAUGCCAAGAUCCGUCUGUGGCGGGUCGACUCGGGAGGGUUACAGAAGACGCUGCUCGAACCGGAGGUCGUGCUGCGAGGGCACACAGAGAAGAUCUACUCUGUCAAGUUCCACCCGCUGGCCGCAGACAUCCUGGCCUCCUCCUCCUACGACAUGAGCAUCCGGAUCUGGGAUGUGCGUGCCGGGAGGCAGGAGCUGAGUCUGGCUGGACACAGGGACCAGAUCUUCAGCCUGGCCUGGAGCCCAGAUGGACGUCGCCUGGCUACCGUCAGCAAGGACGGCAAAGUGCGGGUUUACGAGCCCCGGCAGACAUCCCAGCUGCUGCAGGAAGGUCCUGGGCCUGAAGGCGGACGGGGUGCCCGCAUCGUCUGGGUGUGUGGAGGCAAGUUCCUGCUGGUGUCAGGCUUCGACAGCCGCAGCGAGCGCCAGCUCUCUUUGUACCAGGCGGAGACACUGGCCACUGGCCCCGUGGCGGUGGUGAGCCUGGACGUCUCCCCGUCUACCCUCAUCCCCUUCUACGAUGCGGACACGGGCGUGGCCUUCCUCACGGGCAAGGGCGACACCCGAGUGUACAUUUACGAGAUCAUCUCAGAGGCCCCCUUUUUCCUGGAGUGCAACAGCUUCAUGUCCAGCGACCCCCACAAGGGCUUCCAGUUCCUGCCCAAGACGGAGUGUGACGUGCGGGAUGUCGAGAUCGCCCGGGCCCUGCGCCUCCGGCAGAGCUCCAUCGAGCCAGUCGCCUUCCGGGUGCCCCGGGUGAAGAAAGAGUUCUUCCAGGACGACCUUUUCCCUGCCACGGAGGUGUGGUGGGAGCCUGCACUGUCGGCCGCUGCCUGGCUGAAGGGCACCAACGGGCAGCACCCCAAGAUCAGCCUCCGGCCCAAAGAUAUGACUCCAGUGAGUGAAGCCCCCAAGGAGGUUCCCAGCAGGAAAUACGUCCCGUCCUCCGUCUACCUGGAGGAGAAGUCUGAUGAGCAGAAGAAAGAGGAGCUGCUGAGUGCCAUGGUGGCCAAGCUGGGCAACCGGGACGACCCCCUUCCGCAGGACUCCUUCGAAGGCGUGGAUGAAGAGGAGUGGGACUAACCCUGGAAGCCCGGCCCGAGAGCGUGGGGGGCCCCAGCGGCCUUUCUUCCCACGUCACGCCCACCUUCCUGGACUGGUGCCCAAACUGGAUUUCCUCCUGAACUGGAGCCCAGCCUCUCCUGGGGCGCCUUCAUAGCCAGAAGCAACUGGAACCCUCCCCCCACCCGCCCCGGACUGCCCCCCCUUUCCACGACCCCUCUGUGCUGGGCACUGCCUUCCUUCCUGCUUAUGAGCAGAGGUGCUGGGGAUCUUGCCCGGGGCUUCCCCCUGACCCGCCCGACCCUCCUGCCUCCUGCCUCUUCUCUGCUGCCGUGCUGGGCAGGGAUCAGGUCUGCCCAGCAGCCGGGACGGGGCCUGGCCACCAUGCCUCUGCCUUGCGUCACAUGUUUACAGUGGACUCGGGGACCCAGCCCAGCCUCUGCCGUCCCCUGAGCAGCCUGCCUUCUGCUUGCAACACUGCGCGGGGACGACCGCACGUUAACUGGACAAAGCCUCCCCCGCUCACGGGGCCGAGGGCCUCUUCUCUCUCCCACCGAGCAGGGGGUGGGCUACUGGCCUGGUUGCCGCCUUGUGUUUCUUCUGAGACUGUGAGCCCUUUGGGGACAGGGAACCAUCUUCUUCGUUGUAUUUUUUGAAAAUGGAAACCACUUGGGACGGCUUCUGGUGAAAAGCAGCACCAUAAGGCAUCCUGUUCGUAGUUACUCGUAGCCAUAAGUAAUACUAGUCGUAGCCAAGGGUCGGGUGCUUCUCAGGUGGCCACAUGAGGCUUGUGCCAUUUGGCAUUAUGCAAGUGGGGGUGCAGGAGGCCAGAGCCAGCCAGUGUCCAGCCCCUGCACGGACAUGGGUUGCUAGCAGACCUGGCCGUCCUCGGCUCCUUCGUCCCCUCCCGUCCUCCCCCAACUCCAGAUUUCUGGGCUCUUCUGUGCCUGCCCACACUUUGCUCAGGCUCUACUCCGAGACUUUUAAGCAAAGUGUCUCGGUCGGAGCCUGGAUCCUGGAGUCGCGUCCCCGACACCCACUCACUGAGCAGCCGGGCUUGGGCAAGGGACUCUUUGCAUCCAUGGUUUCACCUGCAGCCUCGUGAACUUAAGAACAGCCUUGCUGGAUCAGGCCCAGGGCGAGACUGAGUCUAGCACCCUGUUACCCACAGUGGCCCACCAGAUGCUGCUGGGAAGCCCACAGGCUGUUGUUUCCCUGCAACUGGUAUAGAGAGACAUCUUCCCUUUGAGGCUGGAGGUGGCUUUUAGCCAUCAGGACUAGUAGCCAUGGAUAGACCUGUCCUCCGUGAAUUUGUCCAAGCCCCUUUUAAAGCCAUCCAAACUAGUGGCCAUCAGCAUAAGAACAUAAGGGCCUGCAGAAGCCCUGGCUUCUCCGAGAGCCCUUUUGCACCUUUGGAUUCCCGGAGUGUUGCCACCCAUGCUCUGCAGACCUCCCUGCCCUUUGGACCGACACAAAUCAGUUGCUGGAGUGUUCCCUUUUGCAAGGAUUCUCAGAAGUUGUUCACUACAGCUCCCAGCAUCCCCAGCUGCAGUGGGAUUCUGGGAGUUGUAGUCAACAACAUCUGGGAAUCCCUGUUAGAGGGAACCCUGGUGUUGGGACUGCAAACCUCUGAUCAUAAAUCGGUCCCAUCAGCAUCUGUUUCUUGGCCAGUUUUGUCGUUUCACAUUCCAUUUCAUGCCCCGGGGCUGUUUCUCUCUCUCUCUCUCCACAUGGUGGACACAGGUGCUGGGGCUCAUCUGGUUUCUCAAACAGGGUCCUCUGCCUCUCCCCGAUGCAGAGCUCUAUGCACAGGCCUGCAGCAGGGACAGGGCAGCAUUCCUUCACUGUUCCUGAAUACCGUGGUCCAUGCAGCCGUGGGGGCAGAGGGCCACGCUUGUGGAGCUCCUUCUGGCCAGCGUGGCUCUCGGGUAUGGUUUCCAGGUGUGGGGGAUUGGAAGGCUGCUUCAAAUGGCCCGCUGUCUUGCUGGCUGCCCCUCUGCAGAGUAAAAUGAAUCCCUUGCAGCCGUUUUUGCCUGUUUUUGUAUGUUGUUAUAACACGAAAGAGAUGACUCAA